Notolabrus celidotus (New Zealand spotty) is the source of this 2986-nucleotide messenger RNA. It is a transcript of the gene pcsk6, whose product is annotated as proprotein convertase subtilisin/kexin type 6. The transcript has 21 exons. Gene Ontology annotation, cellular component: membrane; cell surface. Gene Ontology annotation, biological process: peptide hormone processing. Gene Ontology annotation, molecular function: serine-type endopeptidase activity. The record is from RefSeq and is a predicted model, not a curated record. The coding region runs from base 152 to 2860 and encodes 902 amino acids. NCBI's taxonomy places the organism in Eukaryota, Metazoa, Chordata, Actinopteri, Labriformes, Labridae.
UGUGCUGUUAUGUUGGCUGCUGCACUUUAUCACACAGCUCCUCCUACUUUUCACUGUCGGACAGUGAGUUUUAUCGGGACGUGAAGGUCACUAAAACUUUAACUUCUCUUUUUACCCUCGUAAACUAUCUGUUUGCAGCUUUGAGGUCAGAAUGGUGUUAUUGUGGUUUUUCAUUGUUUUCACUGUUGGAACCUGUCAUUCACGAGGAGACAUUUAUACAAAUCACUGGGCUGUGAGGAUCACAGGUGGUCCGGCACAGGCUGAGAACAUCGCUGCAAAAUACGGAUAUGUCAACUUAGGACAGAUAGGAAGUCUGGAGGACCAUUACCAUUUCCACCACAGCAGAGUGGUCCGCAGGGCAGCGUAUUCUAUGAAGGGCUCUCACAGCUUCAUCCAUUUGGAUCCCAAGGUGCAUUGGGCCGAGCAGCAGGUAGUCAAACCAAGAGUGAAAAGACAAGUCCAAAGUGACCCAAAUGCCAUUCAUUUCAACGACCUUAAAUGGUCCAACAUGUGGUACAUUAACUGCAAUGAUAAGAACAGCCGCUGUCGUUCAGAGAUGAACAUCCUUGCAGCUUGGCAGAGAGGCUACACAGGCAAAAACGUGGUGGUCACCAUUCUGGAUGACGGCAUUGAGAGGAGCCACCCUGAUCUGGCCCAGAACUAUGACUAUUUGGCAAGUUAUGAUGUCAAUGGGAAUGACCAUGACCCAACUCCACGCUAUGACUCCAGGAAUGAAAACGUACAUGGAACAAGGUGUGCAGGUGAAGUUGCAGCAGCAGCCAAUAACUCUCACUGCAUUGUGGGAGUUGCCUACAACGCUCGCAUUGGAGGAAUUCGGAUGCUGGAUGGUGAUGUGACUGAUAUAGUGGAGGCCAGGUCCCUGGGAAUCCGACCUGACUACAUCGAUAUCUACAGUGCCAGCUGGGGCCCAAAAGAUGAUGGCAAGACAGUGGAUGGCCCAGGGCAGCUAACCAAGCGGGCUUUUGAGCAAGGCAUCAGGAAGGGUCGCAAAGGCCUGGGGUCCAUUUUUGUCUGGGCGUCAGGUAACGGUGGUCGGCAGGGGGAUCACUGUUCAUGUGACGGCUACACCAGCAGUAUCUACACCAUCUCCAUCUCCAGCACUACAGAGAACGGAAACAAGCCAUGGUACCUGGAGGUCUGCAGCUCCAUCAUUGCAACGACGUACAGCAGUGGAGAGUUUAACGAGAGGAAGAUCGUAACAACUGACCUCCGACAUCGCUGCACUGAUGGUCACACUGGCACAUCUGUCUCUGCUCCCAUUGUGGCUGGAGUCAUAGCUCUUGCCCUGGAAGCCAACCUUUUGCUGACAUGGAGGGAUGUGCAGCAUCUUCUGGUGAAGACAUCUAGACCAGUCCACCUCAAAGCUGAUGACUGGAAAACCAAUGCUGCCGGACACAGAGUCAGCCACCUGUAUGGGUUUGGCCUGGUGGAUGCAGAGGCUAUGGUCUUGGAGGCUUCAAAGUGGAGAACUGUUCCACCUCAGCAUAUCUGCAGUCAUAGGCCAGAGCUACGCACCAGGCACAUCCAUGCUGGCCAAAGCCUAAACAGCAGCUUUACUACCUCUGGGUGCUCAGAAGAACCUGAUCGACAUGUGGAUUACCUGGAGCACGUGGUAAUCAAGGUCGUGAUAGUCCACCCACGGCGAGGAGACCUGGAGAUCAACCUUAUCUCUCCGUCAGGGACGAGAUCCCAGCUGUUGGCGAAGAGGUUGUAUGACAAUUCCAAUGAGGGCUUCAGGAAAUGGGAGUUCAUGACUGUUCAUUUCUGGGGUGAGAGGGCAGAGGGAACAUGGACCCUGGAGAUUAUUGACUCACCGUCAAAGCUACGCAACCCUGAGGUGCUGGGCAACCUAAAAGAAUGGACACUUAUCCUUUAUGGCACAUCACAGAACCCGUACCAGCAGAAUAGUGCGCAGCAGUCCCACUCAAGGACGUUAGGGAUCCCAGUUUCAGAGGAGAUCCUGGAGCCGCCAGGGCUGGAAGAGGAGGAGGAAGAGGAGUACAAUGGUCCAUGCCACAGUGAGUGUGGAGAUCAGGGUUGUGAUGGACCUGAUGCUGAUCAUUGUCUGAACUGUGUCCAUUUCAGCUUGGGCAGCUUAAGGAGUGGCAGAACCUGUGUGAGCCACUGUCCACUAGGACUUUAUGGGGACGUAGCAUCUCAUCGCUGUAGACGCUGCUUUAAAGGCUGUGAGAGAUGUGUCGGCCUGUCAGCAGGUGCUUGUCUCUCCUGUCGAAGAGGACUUUAUCUAAACAUACUUAAUUCCAGCUGCACUGAUACCUGCAGCCCAGGUUACUUCGCUGAUGAGAGUCAGAGAAAGUGUCUGAAGUGUCAGGACCCGUGUGUGAGAUGCCUGAGGUAUGCAGACAGAUGCACAUCCUGCAGAGAGGGCUAUAGUCUGGCAGGGAUGACGUGUGUUCCUGAAUGCACCAAUGGAACAUUUUUCCAUCUGGAGGAGAUGAGUUGCAGUCCAUGCCACUUCUCCUGUAGGACUUGUACAGGGCCGGGUAAGGAGGAGUGUAUCCAGUGUGCAGAAGGCUACCUGCAGCAGCACUGGAGGUGUGUGCGGACCUGCUCUCCAGGUUUCUACUCUAGAGAGGCAGCAGGAGUCCCUCACAUGAUGUGUCACAGGUGUGAGGAGAACUGUUUGGCCUGCAGUGGGCCUGGGACUACUUGCACCAAAUGCAAAGAGGGUUACAGUCUGGUCAGCAGGACCUGUAUUGUGAAUGAAUCCUGUAAUAAUGCUGAUGAAGUGUUCUGUGAGAUGGUCAGGUCAAACCGUCUCUGUGAGAAGGAGCUGUACCGUCAAUUCUGUUGCCGGACCUGUCUGAUGAAUGGUUAGAUUUUUAUCACAUAUCUUUGGAAACAUUUUUUUUUUACGGUAUGUUGAAUGUGUGCAAACAAUAUGUACGAAACAUGUGUUAUACUGAACAUGUGCAAAAUUGCAUAAUAAAGACUGUAAUUUUUA